AUGUUCCUAGCUAAACUCUUCUUCCCGCACAAAAGGUUUCAAAUCCAACAAAAACAAGAAAUGACCGCACUGACAGACAGGAGUUACUACUUUGGGAAGAUAAGUCGCAAACGGGCGGAUGUGAUCCUGGAGAGGAUGGGAUUCGAAGACGGUUCCUUUCUACUGAGGGAGUCACUUUCCAUUCCUGAAAACUUCUGCCUGAGUGUCAGUUUCAAUGGAAGAAUUAAUUGUUUAAAAUUUUGCCAUUUGUUUGUAUGUGACGCUACGGAAGUAGAAGGUAAAGAAAAACAAAAAAAAAAUUAUAAAAGCGUAUUCUACGUAGCUCGUCAUUCAGUGAAAGAAACACGAAAUGAGUACAACGAGAACAGAUUAGUUUUACAUUGA
Messenger RNA from Helobdella robusta, 384 nucleotides. RefSeq lists its product as hypothetical. The record is from RefSeq and is a predicted model, not a curated record. Lineage: Eukaryota; Metazoa; Annelida; Clitellata; Rhynchobdellida; Glossiphoniidae. The transcript is spliced from 3 exons. Bases 1 to 384 code for a protein of 127 amino acids.